AUGCUUGGAUGGUUUUUGGAUCCACUCAGCAGAGGAGACUAUCCCGAGAGCAUGAAAGUAUUGGUCGGAAACCGCCUGCCACAGUUCACCAGACAACAGUCUAAAUUGGUGAAGGGUGCAUUUGACUUCAUUGGAAUCAACUACUACAGUACAAACUACGCUUAUAGCCUUCCUCCAUCUAAUUGCCUGAGGAACAGCUACUCUACUGAUGCUCAAGCUAAUCUUACGGGUAUUCGAAAUGGUGUCCCCAUAGGUCCUCAGGCUGCUUCGCCUUGGCUCUACGUCUACCCUCAAGGCCUCCAUGAUAUGCUACUUUUUCUCAAGGAGAAGUACCACAAUCCAACCAUCUACAUCACUGAAAAUGGAUUCGAUGAAGCCAACAACAAGAGACUACCACUAAAUGAAGCCCUCAAGGACGAUGCCAGGAUAGACUACCACCACAUGCACCUUGUUGCCCUGCUGAGUGCGAUCAGGGACGGGGCAAACGUGAAGGGGUAUUUCGUGUGGUCGAUGCUCGACAACUUCGAGUGGGAGAGCGGGUACACAGUGUGGUUUGGGUUACACUAUGUGGACUACAACCAUGGUCUAAAGCGGUACCCCAAGCGCUCUGCUGGCUGGUUCAAGAAUUUUCUCAAGGAUGAUCUCACAGAUAACCUGGAAACCAGCGACAAAUAA
This is a messenger RNA of Triticum turgidum subsp. durum (durum wheat), 675 nucleotides long. NCBI's taxonomy places the organism in Eukaryota, Viridiplantae, Streptophyta, Magnoliopsida, Poales, Poaceae. The record is from the annotation of a GenBank genome assembly.